AGUAAACACAGGCCAACCUACUUAUAACACGGAAGUAAACACAUGUUAAUAAUUCACUCGUUAAUACUCAUAAACUAUAACCAAGUUGUUUUAUAAUACUUUGCUGGUUCCUCUGGUCGCCUCCUUCCUGGACGGGGGCGCUCUCUGCUCGCUCCUCAGCCUGAUUCUGAACACUUGAUUUUACCCACACAGCUGCAGCCCUCCCCUGUCUCUCUACCAGACCGGAUCCACCGGAGAACCGACUCACUGUGAGAACCCUAUCCAUCACAUUCAUCUAACAUGGAGUUCUCCAUUCGAGCAGCCAACGUGGAGGACUGCAAGGACAUCGCGCGGAUGAUCACGGAAUUGGCUGAAUAUGAGAAAAUCUCAGAACAUGUGAAAGUCACACAGAGAGACUUGGAGCAGGACGGCUUCUCCAAGAACCCAUUCUUCCACGGGAUCGUCGCAGAGGUGCCAGAACAGCACAAAACCAAAGACGGCCAUACGAAGAUCGGCUAUGCACUUUACUUUUACUCCUACAGCUCAUGGACAGGAAGAGCCGUUUAUAUGGAGGACUUGUACGUGAUGCCUGACUUCAGAGGGAAGGGAAUUGGUAAAGCACUGAUGAGCAAGGUUGCACAGCUUGGCCUGGCCGCCGGCUGUGGCCAGCUCAACUUCACCGUUCUGGACUGGAACAAAUCAUCUCUGGACUUUUACCUCAACCAGGGUUGCACCGAUGUCACUGCUGACAUGGGCUACCACUACAUGAGCUGCAAAGGAGAAGCGCUGGAGCACCUGGCCCAACCUUAAGCCAACAUCGGGCAAUAUGGAACGGCAAGACCUUUGCGACUAUAAGGUUAAUAUUCACAGUACAGGGAUACACUGGCCCCGUUCCAAAACUUGACCAUGACAAUCGUUCCACUUACAUAACAAAAAGAGAAUGAAGCAAAUAAUUGACUGUUUGUUAAGCCCCCACCACUACUGGGUGCUGUUGCUACACCUGUAGUGUUCCACAGCAGCACAGAAGCAGCAUUUAGCUAGUGCUAGCUAAUAAGCUGAGACUAAUAACUCACAAUUUGGCUAACUACUCUAUGUUUUUUAAAGAAUACCUGUCUUCAAAUUUACAAAGCUGCCCACGAAAGUAAGAUUAUCUUCUAUAGACAAAUACUUUUUGUCAAUUCUCUCAGUUGAAAUGACAAAAGUAUGAAUAUUUUGAGUUGUAGUUUGAGAUGGCUUGCUAAUUUACUGAUGCAAACUCACCAAGUUGGCGGAAAACUCGCUUUACAGAUGUUCUUUUUGGUUGACUUUCUCUUAACUGAUAUCCUAGUAAAAUAUACAUAGCAUGGCUGCAUACAUGAUUACUUAAGAAAUAAGGCUAAAGCUAAGCUACAUGUAUCUGGCAACAAGUCUUUGAAAUGAAAACUACAUAGUAGAUGGUUAACAAACACACAGCUAUCAUAAUGAAUUAACUAAUAAGCUUGAUUAAAAACCUUCCGUCCUAAAUUAUGAGAAGUAUUGCUAACAUUAGCCCUAAGCCUUAUAUAGCAUUUUGGCUAGUUGUAGAUUUGACUUAUAUAACGUCAUGAAAAAAAUUAAGCUUAUUUACUGCUACCUGUAAGCAGCUAGCUAGGUAAGCAUGCUAACAUUUGCAGCUAGCAGAUAAACCAUGGCGCAUUCCUCCCUGUUUCACUCAGAACUAUUAAUAUUGUUAUUGAUAUUGCUUCAACAUGACGGCUACAUGAUCUGCCUUGUUCGGUUCAUGGAGGGCUUAAAAAACAGUCAAUUAGCAAGAAACAGUCACUUAGCUUAGCAAUAGAGAAACAAGAAUGCAAAUUUAAAAAAUAUUGGAAUGGGGCCUAUGCAAUAUAUUUAAAUAGUAUACAACUGAGACACCGAAUAGUGUGUUUUGUGUUAACCCAUGUGAUACAUUAUGACUUAGAGCACCUUUGAUUUCUAUGUUAAAUCAGAUAAGUGUUAAUAAUAUAGAAUAUAUGGCCAUGAGGAGGGUCUAACACGAGUGUGUGUGGGAUUAUGGGAGACAUUUCGUACAUCAUUAACUAUGAAUAAAAUUUGCACAAAUAUCCAUAAUAAGAACAUUAUGCAUUGAAAGCCAAGCUGUAUAUUUCCUUGUGUGAGUGCUGAAAGAGAGACUUUGUGGUAUCCUAUCCCUUUAAUUUCAUUAUAGAAUAUGACAACAGCAACCAAAGAGUCAGUCACCUCUCCCAUCGUCUUCCAGAUGAGGAGCUUUGUAAAAGCUGUUGUGAAGCACAAUGUUGGUAUUUGCACUGUUUUCAUGGUAUAAAGCUACUUGGUUAGCGUUCUUGAGGUUAAAUUGUGACGUGAUUGAAUCAGUCAGACUCAGGUUGCACUUACUUUGGAGGUGAUGUCUGAAAUCAGACAAAAACACGAUGUACGCACAUCUGGGGUAGAUUUAAAAAUAAAGUCUUGGACUGGACUUGGUUUGUGUCUUUGAACCUGUCCAGCAAAAACUAAAGGGGCACAUUCUGGUCUGCACUUCUGUUUUAUAUCCCAGACUACUUUUUAUUUUUUUAACUUUUUGUAUCAUUUCCAGCAAGUUAAUGAAAACAGCCUGGGCUGCGGGUUAUAUUUAGUUUGUUUUCUCUAGCUCUAAACAAGUAAGAACCACUGACCCUCCUCUGUAGGUUUUGCAAUUUUCAUAUCAUUUUAGACUUUCUCUGCAAAAUAAUUUAAGAGAACGUGCUGUUUUUAUUUUGAGUUUUGGGGUUAUGAGGUUGUAAAAUAUUCAGGUAUUGUUUGUUUUCGAUGUGCAGUAUCUACAGACGAGUACAUUUAAUGUGCUAUUACGGAGCGUGUGAGCCAAAAGAUCAGCAUACAGUCCAAGAGAACAUGAAGGGGUAUUUAUAGCUGCCAUUGUUUGCGAGUACAACACAUCGCCAAACCCCAGAGCUAUAAAAAUAUACAACUUUGCUCCCAGCGCGAAUGCGUGAAGUUGAAGUUCAAUCUUGAUUCCUGUCAAAUAUUUGCAAUAAUUUUCUGUAGAGGAGCAAUGUUUCUGUGGAAAAGACAAACAGAUGAUUAAAUGUCUGAAAUAUUUACUCAGAUUUUUAGAUUAAAGGUUGUGUAUGUAAUUUUCAGAACAGUCAGUGAAAGUUGAAAAGACUACUACGAUAACAGUUUGGUUUUCCUGAUAGCCGUAUUGAGGUAUCCUGUGUUUACAUUACAUGCUUCCGAUGUGUUCGUUAAUUCAUUAGGCAUUGAUGUUAUAAGGAAUUAGAGGCAUAUUUUGAAUGGGUCUGGUUUUGUGGCUGAAAUAGUUCAAAGUGAAUACGGUCAUCGUGAAGUGAAAAUCUUGUGAAUCCAGACAUUUUUUAAAAAUCACAUCAUCCACUAUGUUUUUAAAGGGCUUCAUAACAUCAUAUAACUCCAGCAUCCAUAAAGAAGCAUUAAAGCUCCUCUACUGAGGUCGACACAAUAAUGGAUUCAUAGGUUUUUCACAUGACCACAUACAUUAAUGUCUUAACGUUCUGUCACAUGUAGAACCUAGAACCUGCAUGAGAUCCAAGCGUAUUUUAGGCCACCUGCUGGCACCCACUCCUGAACACAGAGUGUGUUUCACUGUUUACCUGUCCUUGUUUGACUGCUCUGUUCAGUUUACACUGAGGAAUAAAAUCUGUCAGACUGCAGUAAAAUAAAGUGAUUCGUGGUGUGAAUGUG
Messenger RNA from Notolabrus celidotus (New Zealand spotty), 3675 nucleotides. RefSeq names its product diamine acetyltransferase 2. The transcript has 6 exons. Lineage: Eukaryota; Metazoa; Chordata; Actinopteri; Labriformes; Labridae. Gene Ontology annotation, molecular function: N-acetyltransferase activity. The coding region runs from base 280 to 789 and encodes 169 amino acids. The record is from RefSeq and is a predicted model, not a curated record.